AAUAUUAGCAUAGUUAGGAGAAUAUUUUUUCCCCAAUUAAAAAUUCCAAGUUAAUCAGUAUAAUCACACAAAUUAUGUAUCACGGAGUAUCUAGUACUAGAAAUUGGAGGCGUAUUUUUUUACGCGGUAGGAGAACUCCCCCUUGACUAUUUUGAAGAAUAGCAAAAUGCCCUUAUUACAAAAAAAUAUUACCCUUUAAUUCUACUCUUGAAGUUAUUUUGAUAUUUUCCACCCACCCCAAAAAUAAAAAUAAAAAUCUAAGCUUAGCUUCACUCAAAUGAUUAAAUCACAUUUGGAGUACUUGAACUCUGAAAAUGUUUGAUCCACUCAUCCACCUGCUAGUUACUGCCUUACUGGCAUCAAAUAUUCAAACUUGUUUUUAAUUGCAGAGCAUUGGAAACUUUGGAGGAUCUCAUUGCUUCAUAAAUUCAAAGGAUUGCAGGUUUAUUGAACAACCCAUUUGUUGUUUUUGUAUUAUCUUUAUUUCCCAUUUUUCCAAAUCUUUUAUAUGUUGAGAAAUUGGCUGUUGAUUUAUUGGAAAUUUUGGUAUUGAUCACAAUGAUAAUAGAGCUUGUGGAGGAAUUGAAUUCGAAUCGAACCACUCUCGAGGAUAUCCCAUCUUCAAUUAUGUGUAAUAUAUUGUCAAGACUCCCAACUAAGGCUUGCCUGAAUCGUAAGAUUGUUUGUAAAGAUUGGUAUAAGAUCAUUACUGGUUCUGAGUUUGCUCAUUUUCGUUCUUCUUGUUCGUAUUUCUUUGUCUUGCUUUAUGGUAAGUUGGAUAACAAGAGGAAAGAUUUUCUGCUGCUUGACUUAGACAGAUCCUUAAAGGUAGAUGAGAUGGGAAAUCUUUGUGUUAGUGAUGAUUCUUUGAUUAGGUUCAAAUCUAUAGUAAACACACCCCAUGAUGACUUGUAUGUUGUUAAUGAAUGCAAUGGGGUUAUCUGUUUGAAAUCUUGGGGGCAAUGGAGUCCUUACAUUGUAUGUAAUCUUUUAACUAGCCAACAGGUGAUUGUUGAACAAUUUCGUGAGCCGUCUUGUUCAGUUGAGGUUUAUGGGUUGGGCUGCUGCCCUGUGUCGAACCAAUUCAAAGUUGUUAGAAUCCUUAAGACAAUGGAGAGUUAUAGGUGUAUAGCUGAGAUACAGACACUCGGCACCAAUAAAUGGAGAACUGUUGGUGAUGCUCCAACAUUUCAGCUCAGGAAGAGUGGGGCUUUCCUUCAUAGUUCGCUUCAUAGGUACUCUUAUAGGGACAAUUGUUUAUGGUCAUUCCAUUUUGGAACUGAAAAAUUUUCGCUUGUUCCUGUACCAGAUGAUAUGAAGAAAGAGCUCUACACCGAAGUGAGUGUCUUCAAUUCUUGCCUUUGUUUCAGCUCUAUGUCUGAAAAUUGUAGUCAAUGUGAAAUUUGGCUUAUGAAGGAAUAUGGUGUGAAAGAUUCUUGGGUGAAGCAAUAUGUCUUCCAGGUUGACUCUCAUCGUAUGCCUCUACUGCAAUUGGAUACUGGGGAAACACUGGUUUCUUAUAGAAAUGGCGUUCGUCUUGGAGUAUGUGAUGGUGAAUCUGGAAAAUGUAAAAGAGUGCAGGUUCUUGGACUGUCUUCUUACAAAGUGGUGGCAUGUGCAAACAAAUUUUGCAAGGUUUGAGGGUGCAUUUAAGUUUUAACCUUUGGUAGAUUGGAACUGAAACUCAAUAAAUGGUUAAUGAGCUGUAUUACAUAGACCAUAAACUAAGAAGUGAUGCAUGUACAUUCAUUGGUAACGUUCCUCACUUGUUCAUUUCUCUGAUCAAAAUAAUUUUGACCGAUUUAUCAGUUUAUGCAGCACAAGGCCUCCCUUUCUAAUAUGCUGGCAUGGCAGUCCUGAUCUUUUCUCAGUUGUUUAACAGGUAGAGCAGUUUGAUUACUUUGAGCUUUCUAAAAAUGGCAUCAUCCUCGAAUUUUAGCAUCUUCAACAAGCAAACAAAUCCACAAUGCAAAGAUAUCUGUCAUAAAGCCUGGCACCAGCAGAAUGAAGUUGCAUUGAAAUAAAAGCGCAAACAAUCAGUAUGGCCUCAUAGUUUUGUGAUCCAGUUAUUGAAAUAAUCUCCUAACAUCAUUGAUUUUCAUUUUAAAAUCUCCGUUUUAACUGGACUUGGUUGAGCUGGAAGAACUAUUAGAUGAUUUAGAUCUAUUUGCAUUUGUCUAUAUUUUAUUCAAUGUACUGAUAUCUUGUAACAUUAUAUAUUCUUUACCUUCUGUUUCAUAAAAAAACUGCUGCUAUCAGCAAAUGUUUGUAGGAUGAUGUAUAUUGAACAAAAUUCAUUUAUACAUUCUUUGAUUUGUUAUAAAAUA
Chenopodium quinoa (quinoa) is the source of this 2327-nucleotide messenger RNA. Its product is annotated as F-box protein At3g07870-like. Gene Ontology annotation, molecular function: protein binding. NCBI's taxonomy places the organism in Eukaryota, Viridiplantae, Streptophyta, Magnoliopsida, Caryophyllales, Amaranthaceae. The record is from RefSeq and is a predicted model, not a curated record. Bases 559 to 1641 code for a protein of 360 amino acids. The transcript has 2 exons.